AUGCAAGUUCCUAAGUAUAUUGCCCGCUUAGGCAGCGAGGACAAGGUAUUUGACAACAGUCGUGAGGCGUCUUCGGCUUUAGCGGCCCCAACCAUUUUUGUUGCCAAUUUGAAUCACUGGCUUUCUACACCUGUUUAUUUACAUCGGCAGCUGCCAGCUGGAGGAGCCUGCCAUGCCUCGCGUCGCCAUGCCCUUCUCUCGCAGUCCGCCUGCAUAGGCCCCCGCCGCCUUCUUCGCCCCGUCGCCGUGACGAAGAGAGGAGAGAACAGGUUUCCAACUGCACGCCAUGAUCGACCAUCUGCUCAUUCUUGCGCCCGCCGCAUCUUGACCUGCCCUGACACACUAUGCGUUGCUCAUCAGAUCCCUAUCUCCCCGACGCCCUCCUUUGGCGGAGCAGUUACACGCCGGGCGGCCGCUGGUAGAGCACUGCGUCGCUUCCACACCGUUGUAGCGUGCCGUAUAUCCGCCGCACAGGUACUUUCGGUGCACUCUACGCUGUCAGAUGUUUCGCGCGCCCUGGAAAAUGAGGCUCCUGCCCGAGGCAAAGAGGCAGCGGCGCUCGACCCGGAGUUGCAUGAAGAUGUACCGGCUGGUCAGGAGGAAGUGAAAGCAGCCCUCUCAAGGCCAGCCCCUGUCAACAGCGACUACCUUCCCCUUCCCUGGAAGGGCAGACUUGGCUACGCCUGCGUGUGCACCUAUCUGCGAUAUGCCACCCCUCCUGUAUUCAGCUCCCGCACUUGCCGCAUAUCUUCGAUUCUAGAGCACCGGCAUCCCCUCAAGCAUCCUUCUCGACCGCCUCAUCCGACCAAGAAUCGCCCGGACCGGGAUCAACCCGCAGAUGUCGCACGAGGUCUGGCAUAUGUCCAGUCGCUGGGUCUCGCCAAUGCCCGUGAUAUCGUUAAGAUGCUUCGCUGGAAUGAGCGGUACGGGAUCAAGUUCAUGCGUCUCAGUAGCGAAAUGUUUCCGUUUGCCAGUCAUGAGACAUAUGGGUACAAGCUGGCGCCGUUUGCCUCCGAAGUGCUGGCGGAAGCCGGCCGUGUUGCAGCGCAGCUUGGUCAUCGGUUGACCAUGCAUCCGGGACAGUUCACGCAGUUAGGGUCACCCCGGAAAGAGGUUAUCGAUCGCUCAAUUCGUGACCUCGAAUACCAUUCGGAGUUACUACAGUUGUUGAAACUUCCGCCUCAGCAGGAUCGGGAUGCUGUUAUGGUACUCCACAUGGGUGGCGUGUUCGGUGAUAAGGCAGCCACGCUGGAUCGGUUUCGUGAGAACUAUAAGCGUUUGUCUCAAGACAUCAAGAACCGUCUGGUACUGGAGAAUGACGAUGUCAGUUGGUCGGUCCACGACCUUCUACCAAUUUGCGAGGAAUUGAACAUCCCGCUCGUCCUGGACUUUCAUCACCAUAACAUCGUUUUCGACGCAGAAAAGGUCCGUGAGGGCACUUUGGAUAUUAUGCAGCUUUUUGAUCGGAUCAAAGCGACCUGGACACGCAAGGGCAUCACGCAGAAAAUGCAUUACUCCGAGCCUACCCCGUCGGCCGUUACACCCCGACAACGACGGAAACACAGCCCACGAGUUUCGACCCUUCCGCCCUGUGACCCCACCAUGGACCUGAUGAUUGAGGCUAAAGAUAAGGAGCAAGCCGUUUUUGAGCUGAUGAGGAAAUUCAAGCUACCUGGCCAUGAUCUUUUUAACGACAUGGUCCCGCAUGUCCGCGAGGAUGAAAAUAAACCUUGGAAGCCGCCAAAGAAUCCUAAAAGGAAUGGCGAUUUCAUCGAUCUGCAGCAGCUGGUCCCUCCUCCACCUGCGAUCCCUGAAGAAGAGGUUGGUAUGGGUGGUCCUCAAAGACGGGUGUACUGGCCUCCGGGCAAGAGACAUUGGCUGUGGCCGGCGAAGAGCGCCGUUUCACGAAGGACAGCGGAAAUGGCCUCUAUCGAGACCAUCAGCCGAUCCGGUGACUCCCCAGACGUGGACAAUAAGGCACCUUCCAAGAAUCCGGUAGUUUCAGAUACUCCCCAGCGUUGGGCUCAGCGGACUGUAACGGCCCGUGUGGCCAUUGGGGAGAGGAAAUCCUCGCGGGAGAGCUCUCUCGUGUCGACCUCCGAAGAAGGCGCAUCGGUCUCGUCGAAGUUCUCUGAGCCUCUUACGCCAUCGCCGACAGCCACCAUGAUGACUGUCGGUGAAGUCGCGAGCUACGAGAACCGUCACGCAUAA
Molecule: messenger RNA, 2211 nt
Organism: Rasamsonia emersonii CBS 393.64
Lineage: Eukaryota; Fungi; Ascomycota; Eurotiomycetes; Eurotiales; Trichocomaceae
Exons: 7
Coding region: 1-2211 (736 amino acids)
Biological process (GO): response to UV; nucleotide-excision repair; mitochondrial DNA repair
Cellular component (GO): mitochondrion; nucleus
Molecular function (GO): endonuclease activity
Source: RefSeq, a predicted model, not a curated record